Messenger RNA from Python bivittatus (Burmese python), 2808 nucleotides. Its product is annotated as solute carrier family 25 member 36-A-like. Gene Ontology annotation, cellular component: mitochondrion. Lineage: Eukaryota; Metazoa; Chordata; Lepidosauria; Squamata; Pythonidae. The record is from RefSeq and is a predicted model, not a curated record. Gene Ontology annotation, biological process: pyrimidine nucleotide import into mitochondrion. Gene Ontology annotation, molecular function: pyrimidine nucleotide transmembrane transporter activity.
CAGCGGAACGCUCGCUCGGAGCCUCGAUCUGCGCGGGGAGGAGGCGCCGGUCCUGCGUCGGCCGGGGCAAGGCGGGGCCUGCGGCACUCCCUCGGCCCGCCCCUGUCGGCCAGCGCGCGAGGAAGUCCGAAUUCCCGGCAGCACCAGACCGGGGGUCCCGCCGGGGCCCAAAGACUGCAGUGGCCCCAAAGAGCAGCCGGGCCUUGCCGGGUGCAGAAAAAGAACCUGCAUCGGAACGCAGGCUCCACGGCCCGCCCCGAGGUGGACGGAAUGGAUCUUCGGCGGAAGCCCGGCCGGGCACCGUGGCGCGAGUCUGGAGGGAUGGCUCGCCGGAGCACGACUCUGCACCUCGUGGCAGGCGGCUUUGGUGGAACAGCAGGAGCCAUUUUGACUUGUCCAUUGGAGGUGGUGAAGACGCGCCUGCAGUCCUCCACCUUGGCCACAAGGCCCCUUUGCCUACCUGCAGUGCAGUUGCAAGGAGUGAAUGGAACAUUCGUCCGCCCGGGACUCCCCAGGAUUGGGUUCCUUGAACUGCUAAGAAUCAUUCUAGAGAAGGAAGGUGUUCGCUCCCUGUUUCGAGGCCUGGGACCUAACCUUAUUGGAGUUGUUCCUUCCAGGGCCAUUUAUUUUGCUGCAUAUUCAAGAGCUAAAGAGAGACUCAACACAGUGCUUAUGCCAGAGUCCAAGAAAGUUCACAUGAUUUCAGCAGCCUGUGCAGGUGUCACAUCUGCCACUUUGACCAAUCCCAUCUGGUUAGUGAAGACCAGAAUGCAACUGGAGGCCAGGGGCAGAAAUGAGAAGUGCACCAGUGGCCUUCAGUGUGCCAUGCGCGUCUAUUACAGAGAAGGCCUGCGAGGCUUUUACCGUGGGGUUACUGCCUCCUAUGCUGGUAUCACUGAAACUGUGAUCCACUUUGUGCUUUAUGAGGCUUUGAAGCAGCGACUCAGAGAACAUCAGCUGCUCCUGACUCCAGCGGUUAUCCAGUCACCCAACAGCCAAGAUUUCUGCGGGCUGAUGGCAGCAGCGGCUGUCUCCAAAACAUGUGCUUCAUGCAUUGCCUAUCCACAUGAGGUGGUCCGGACACGGCUACGUGAGGAGGGACAUCGUUACCGCUCCUUCGUGCAAACUCUGCAGCUUGUGGCCAGAGAAGAAGGCCCCUUAGCUCUUUAUCGUGGACUUUCAGUUCACCUCCUUCGUCAGAUCCCCAAUGCUGCGAUUGUUAUGGUUACCUAUGAGCUGAUCAUUCACUUGGCAACCAAAUUGUGAUACCUUCCCAUUCUUGCCAGAUGGCUGAAGCUGUUAAAGGCUUUUAAGGGUAUGGUGCUUUAAUGGGUACACUUCCCCAUCCCAUAGUAAGCGCUGAAAAAGAAGCCUAAAAACUUAGGCACCUUCUGUAAUACGUGGUUUUGAAGACUUGAUAAGUGAAAGACAUCUUCAACUGCUUUUGGCCUUUAUCAGACAUUUAAAGGCAUGGACAAAGGAGCAAGUACAGACCACAAAUUUGGAAAUUCCAAAUGUGGAAUUUACUAUGCAGAAAUGUUUUGAACAAAACACCUCUACUGGAUGGUUCCAGGGUCCUGCAGGCCAGGUACUCAUGUACCUGUGUACCAAUGUACUCGUCAGGUGGUUUGGUGCACUGAAAGAGUUACGCUGUACACUUCCUAGAGCUGGAGCUAAUCUGGUCAGCUGGGUGGGAAAAUGCAGAGUUUUUAAGAAAAACAGUAAAAACUAGGAAGUUUUAUUGGAAGGAGAAUAGUAAUUUUAAUCCCAAAAUUGAGUUCUCCAUCAGUAUCAGCCAGUGAUCAGAACUUGACAGACCCAGUAAUGUUUCUCUUUUUAGCCUACAAAUAUAGCAAGUUGCUUAUCUUCUGAAGGUAGGCUGGGUGCUUGUGCCUUCCCUAUUCAUGUUCAUGCCUUUCCCACAACACAGCAACAAUAAGGACUGGAAAAUAAGUUUACUGGGAUGUGCUGUGCAUGGACUACCUUUGUAUUUAUCUUCUGGGGCUUUGUUUACAUUUCUUGAUUUGUAGAUUUUACCUCCCUAACAGGAGGGUAAAAAAAAAAUCAAGUGGAGAAGAAAAUAAUCUGCUGGCAGCUAGCAUGCACGAUUCUCCAUGUGGGGGAGAGCUGUACAGUGUUGAAGAGAAUUCGCUGAAGCCGGAAUCUAGCACACCCUCCAGCUGAAAGCUUGUGCAUGGACUUCUGGCUCUAUGAGUUAAAAAAAAAAUGCAAAGAAGAAUAAAACUGCAGUUUUGAGACUUAGCUCAUUUAGCUCAUUGAGACUUAGCUCAAAUGAGACUUAGCUCAUUUAUCAAAACACAUUGUAUCGUGUUUUAAGAAAUGAAACCAGGCCUUUAUGCUAAGAUGAUUGAUUGAUUGGAUUUUUAUCCCGCCACAAUUUUGCAACUCUUGCUAUUUAUUUAUAAUAAAUGAAUAAAGAGAAGUGGAUGGGAACAAGCCUCCCCCUUGACUCUUGGAAAAUUAGAAGAAUCCCAAGCAUUUCCAGGCUCAUCUCUCAGGAAUGCAGGCUAACCUCUUUAGCUGAGCUCCUCCUGGGUUUCCCUGAGACUUGAACUGUCCUCCCCGCAGGAACCUUUCAUUCCCUAAUAGGUGCUAUCCAAUUUGGGAGCAACACAUAGACCAGGGUUUUGCAAACUCUGCUCCAGGGAACUCCAGGGUUCUGCAAGAACUUGGUGGAGUUCCCUGAGAGACUAAAGGCCAGGAAAAAAAAAAAGUUCACUUGAACAUCACAAAUUUUCCAUCCCUGGAGCUUUGCCUCUUGAUUGGGUUCUGGGAGAGGAUGGAUGG